UAUAAUUCGCAUUGUCUUUAAUAUCCAUUGCCAGUGAAUCCGUCUUUGAGUCUCCUCUCGUCAUUAUUGAGUUUUACGACUAAAUUUCUUGGAUAACCUGCCACCAUGACUGACCGUAAGGCUGUCGUCAAGAAUGCUGAUAUGUCAGAAGACAUGCAGCAAGACGCCAUCGAGUGCGCCACCCAAGCCAUGGAGAAAUUCAACAUCGAGAAGGACAUCGCUGCCUACAUCAAGAAAGAGUUCGACAAGAAGUACAACCCGACCUGGCAUUGCAUUGUGGGUCGCAACUUCGGCAGCUACGUAACGCACGAGACCAAGCAUUUCAUCUACUUCUAUAUGGGGCAGGUGGCCAUCUUGCUUUUCAAAUCAGGAUGAUUUCCUUCACCCAUAUUAGUGUCCUAGGACUGUAGGAUUGUCUUUCAGAGGGGCCUUAUUUAACGUUAACCUUUGUAGACUUUUGAAUCGCAAAGUUAUCAACUCGUGACUGUGAACUCAGUAAUUCGUUGUUAUUCAUAAUGGGUAUUUCCAUAAGGAACCCACUUUGUGACAUGCUUAUUUUUACCCUAAAAUCAGUAAAUCAUCUUUUUGUUGAAAAUUACUACUAGGAAUGGUCUUAUUGAGAAAGUCCCUUCUAAAUGGGAAUAUAGUCAGAAAUAAAAUCAGAGCAGAAAAGCAGUCACCAUACUGGUUUGUAUAAUAGGGCGCAAUUGUGUUUUUCGUUUAAAGGUGGACACCAAGAUGCCAAAUUCACUUUUGAGCACCCCAGAACAAGUUAAAUAUAAUAUUUAAGUUGAUUUCAGAGAGAGUGGUCAUAAUGCAAGUCAGUAAUCCAUUCAGCUAAUCAACAAUACUUUUUUUAGAUUCUAAUGUAAUGCUGGAAAACUAAUUUUUCACAGUCUCACAUGUAAGUGCGCCAAAAUGAUUAUUCGUCUAUUCUCCAUUUUUUUUCAAAGUGUGCUUUGAAGUAGUCAUUAUUUAUCAAUGUAUGUAAAGAUCGCACAAAUAGGAUGAAAUUAUGUCGAAUUUGUAGCAAAUAACAUUAAGAUUAGAAAAUUAAAGUAUUGACAUAUCGUCACAAUGUAAUAUUUUGGGAGACAUCAACGUUAUCUGUUGAAGAUAAUAAUAGCCAUAUUUUCAUAAUGUUCUAUAAACUAUAGCCCCUCCCUUUGGAAGGGUAAAUGUGGAUUCUACAAUCAAAAGUUAGUGUUUCCUAUAUGUAUCUCAUUUUGAAGACACCAAAUCUUACACGGUGAACACAUUUUUGAGAUUCUCUAAUGCCUCCUGACAAUCAUUUCUUGAAUAAUUUCAGGUUACAAUUAUUUUCAAAAUCAAUUUGUUGUCUAUUAUUUCUUUCCAUGUUUCAAAAAAGAUUAAAUGACACUUGUUUGAAUUUUACACUAUAAUUUCAUAAUGUGCAGUCGCUUUUAUUCCAGGUAAAAAAAAUAGUACAGUCAAACACACAUUUUCCUUCUAUGGAACCAUGUGUUUUAAUCAGCAACACGGUAAACAUGUCGAAAUUACUAUUUCUUCAUCGGCAAAUCAGAAAAUUUUGAUUUUUUUACACAUAUUUUUGUUUUUCUACAUUUCAAUAUAUCACAGGUGCAUAGGUCCCCAAUAAGUUAUUUUCAAAUUGAAUACUCCAUGCAACAAUCUGAAAUUGGAAGAAAAAAAAAAUAUAUAUAUAUAUACAUACCGAAAUGUGGCUUCAGGAUGGUCAUAUAUACACAAGGCAAAUCUAAGCAUUCCAUCAUCUGUAUUGUUAUUAUAUUUAAUAUUAUCAUUAUGCCGAUAUCUCUCGGUGAAUAAUUAGGUGAUUAAAAAAAAUAUUAUAUACUAUGGAAAUAUAUCCGACUUAGUUUUAUCUCUGAUGAGAAAUAGAAGGAUAUGAAGAGAUGUGCAUUUGACUUCAUUUUUUUCACUCAUAAUUGUAUAUAAUAAGCGCCACUUAUUUAAAUUAGUCGCAUAUCCAGAUGAGUUUAUCACACUGUAUUUAGUAUAAAAAAAGAUAGUGUCAGUACUAUGUAGAAACAAUUAACAUGUAGAAUCAGUCGCUAUAUAGCAUGCGUUUUUACAGUAUGUUUUGUAGUACACUUCAGAAAAAAAUAUUAAGUUGAUUAACCAAUGAACCUAUAUAAGAACUGUUGGGUAAAAUAAAAUUGUAUGUGAAAUGUAAAACGAAUGGAGAUUUCUUUACCACCAGAUAUGUUCAUAUGUUAACCAACCUGGAAAGUCGGUUAAAACACUAUGCAAGUGUACGCAAAAUAAGAUUUAACAUGUUUAAGAAAUGUUAUAGAUGUGUUAGCUAAAAACUGCACUUUGUAUAAUAAAAUCUGUAUACUAUUGACAUUUAAUAAUGAGUAAUAAAUAAAAUAACGAAAUAUUCCA
Messenger RNA from Lytechinus pictus (painted urchin), 2385 nucleotides. Its product is annotated as dynein light chain 2, cytoplasmic. Gene Ontology annotation, molecular function: dynein intermediate chain binding. Gene Ontology annotation, biological process: microtubule-based process. The record is from RefSeq and is a predicted model, not a curated record. The coding region runs from base 106 to 375 and encodes 89 amino acids. Gene Ontology annotation, cellular component: cytoplasmic dynein complex. NCBI's taxonomy places the organism in Eukaryota, Metazoa, Echinodermata, Echinoidea, Temnopleuroida, Toxopneustidae. The transcript is spliced from 2 exons.